GUAUUCGUCAAGCGUGGAAACACGAGCCUGGAGGCAGAGGCGCGCACCCAGGCGCACCUCUAUGCACAGGCUCAGUCCUCUGCAUUCGACCUGCACGUGCCCAAAGUGUACGACGUCUUCAACGACGGGAACUGCAACACUCAUCUGGUCAUGGAGUACAUCCCUGCACCAUCGUUCCAUGCUUGGAUCUCCGAGCCUGACCUCUCCACCGAGGAGCGAAGUCGACGCACUGAUGUCGCCAUCAACGCAAUCGCCAAUACUGUCGAGGUGCUGCUACAGUGUCCUCUUCCUGAGGGGAAUGGGAUCGGCCCCGUAGGUGGUGGAUAUAUCCAACAUAGCUUCUUCUGCAUGGAUGAGGCCCCUAUCCCGUUCGUCAACGCCACCGCGUUGGAAAGAUACGUAAAUAAGGUGCAUUGA
Pisolithus orientalis is the source of this 417-nucleotide messenger RNA. RefSeq lists its product as uncharacterized. The transcript has a single exon. Lineage: Eukaryota; Fungi; Basidiomycota; Agaricomycetes; Boletales; Pisolithaceae. The annotation marks the transcript as partial. The record is from RefSeq and is a predicted model, not a curated record.